Molecule: messenger RNA, 899 nt
Organism: Manihot esculenta (cassava)
Lineage: Eukaryota; Viridiplantae; Streptophyta; Magnoliopsida; Malpighiales; Euphorbiaceae
Product: protein RGF1 INDUCIBLE TRANSCRIPTION FACTOR 1
Exons: 4
Coding region: 152-817 (221 amino acids)
Molecular function (GO): zinc ion binding
Source: RefSeq, a predicted model, not a curated record
UCUCUCCUGUUUUCUGCUCUGGUCUGCUCUUAUUCACUAUUCACAGUCAAUCUCUUUCCACAAAUUGAACCACACACUAACAACUUCAUCUUUAAACAAAGGAAUGGUAUGAAUUCUUCCUUUUUGGAUAGGAUGCAAGCUUUAUAUAAAGAUGAAAUCAGAUUGGUUGAGUAGACUUUUGCAGAGCAAAUUCUUUACUUCUUGUGAUGAUCAUCAAGGACUGAGAAAGAAUGAGAAAAAUGUAUUCUGCAUAGAUUGCAAUCGUGAAUUUUGCAGGCAUUGUGUGAAGUCUCACUGCCUUCAUCGCCAACUUCAGAUCUGCAAAUAUGUGUAUCAUAAUGUUGUAAGGCUGCAAGACAUUCAGAAAUAUCUCGACUGCUCUAGAAUUCAGACAUACAAGAUCAAUGGAGAAAAAGCUGUGCACUUGAAUCCGAGACCUCAAUCCAGAGAUGCAAAACCAUCAACCAAAGCAAGAUUUGGUGGUUCCUGUGAAUCAUGUGGGAGAUAUAUACAAGACUUGCCUAAUCGCUUUUGCUGUAUUGCAUGCAAGUUCUCAGCUGUUUUAGUGAAGCCUAAAGCCUUAACCUUCACAAUUCAAGAAUUCUCAGACCUUUCUUGGAAGCAAAACUACAAUGAAGAAACACAGUCAAAUGAUGAGAAAUCGUCAUCGUCAUCGUCAUCAUCGCCUUCGUCGUCAUCGUCUUUUUCACUCACUGAGAUAUCUGAGGAAACUCAAGGAUGGCUGAGUUCAACAUUGAAGCCAAGAAGACAAUUGCAUAAGAGAAAAGGAAUCCCUCGCAGAGCUCCUUUCUGUUAAAUUCCAAAACCCAUUUCUCUGUUUUUUUUUUUAUAUAUCUAUAUACAAAUUUUGUCUCAGUUUAAAGUAUGCAUUUAAUUAA